AUGCCAUUAGAUUUUGGUCGUCUGCCUAUUAAUAUUCAAAAGUAUUUAGCUGCAUUUAAAGUAAAACUUUUAGUUGACCGAAAUGCGCACCGUAAAAAUGCACCAGUUAUUCUGGAAGAGCAAGAGUUUUUUGGAGAAGUAUAUUAUUACUUUUCACAUCAAUAUAAUGAUCACUGGUCUAUGCUAGCAUAUGUACAGUGGGUUCGAAAUCCCCAGCCAUCUGGACAUGGCCCAUUAAAAUUCCGAGAUCUUGGUGCAUUUGAGAGUUAA
Molecule: messenger RNA, 270 nt
Organism: Funneliformis caledonium
Lineage: Eukaryota; Fungi; Glomeromycota; Glomeromycetes; Glomerales; Glomeraceae
Source: the annotation of a GenBank genome assembly